Messenger RNA from Eriocheir sinensis (Chinese mitten crab), 711 nucleotides. RefSeq names its product chorion peroxidase-like. Gene Ontology annotation, molecular function: heme binding; peroxidase activity. The record is from RefSeq and is a predicted model, not a curated record. The transcript is spliced from 7 exons. Lineage: Eukaryota; Metazoa; Arthropoda; Malacostraca; Decapoda; Varunidae. Bases 1 to 711 code for a protein of 236 amino acids. Gene Ontology annotation, biological process: response to oxidative stress.
AUGGGCGUGGCCAGGUGCAUAUUGGAGGACCCCGAAGGCCGCUCCCCCCAGCCAGGUGCCUCCUCCGUGGUGCCUGAGGACCUGGCCCCCCAACACCCAGACAUGCAGGUGUACGGGAGCGACCACUGCCGGGAGAGGAACCUGGGCCUCUACUCCUUCGGGCUGCUGGCGGAGCUGCGCCCGGAGGCGCCCGACGGCGGCUUCCCCCUCGGGCGGGACGCCGUGGCGUGUGAGGAGUGCAGGGCGGAGGGCGACAAGUGCUUCUUCGUGGGGGAUGAGCGGAGCAACGAACACCUUGGGCUGAUGGUAAGUCACGUGGUGUUCUUCCGUGAGCACAACCGCCUGGCGCGUGCACUGGGACCCCUCAACCCCCACUGGGACGACGAGAAGGUGUACCAGGAGGCUCGCCGCAUCAACAUCGCAGAGUACCAACACUUCGUCUACAGCCAGUUCUUGCCGGAGCUCCUUGGGCCUAUCAAGAUGGCAGACUAUCGCCUUCAACCAGAAUCAUCGGGCUACUACCAGGGUUACGACAGCACCGCCGACCCGUCCAUCCUCAACGAGUUCUCCACAGCGGCCUUCAGGGUGGGGCACACGAUGGUCCCCGACGAGCUGUUGCUGAUGGACAACCACUUCCUCCCCAUCGCCUCCGUCCCCAUCGUCAACACCUUCCACAAUGCCUCCAUGACUUGCUAUUGGGAAUACAGUUAG